AUGAAUGCCAUGUUUGUUUCAGGUAAACCUGAGUUCAAGUAUGUCGGCAACAUGCAUGGUAAUGAGGUGGUGGGGCGGGAGGUGCUUCUCAGGCUCAUUGACUUCUUAUGUGAAGGUUACAAACAGAACGAUCAGCUAAUCCACUUCCUGGUGAACAGCAUACACAUCCACAUCAUGCCAUCCAUGAACCCUGAUGGCUGGGAGCAGGCCUACAGGAACUACAAUUAUGCCAAGGAGAAGGGUGGUGAUCCUGACUGGCUUAUUGGUCGCGCCAACAACAACAGCGUGGAUCUGAACCGCAACUUCCCCGACCUGAACUCAAUUAUGUAUCAGCAUGAGGCAGAACACAAGGGCCGUAACAACCACCUGGAGAAGGUGGAAUUUGCAAUUAAGAACGUCACCAAUCUGCAGCCAGAGACACGUGCUGUGAUGAAAUGGCUAGCAAGGAUCCCGUUUGUCCUGUCGGCUAACCUCCACGGCGGGGACCUUGUUGCCAACUACCCAUACGACACUACCCGCAGUGGCAAACCGCAGGAGUACACCAAGGCGCCUGAUGAUGCAACCUUGAGGUAUCUGGCCAGGUCCUACGCCAAGGAACACACCAAGAUGGGUCAGCCCCAUAAAGCAUGCGACAUGACCGGUGAUGACAACUUUGGGGAGCAAGGUGGCAUCACUAAUGGGGGAGAGUGGUACUCAGUGCCUCGAGGUAUGCAGGACUACAACUACCUUGACACCAACUGCUUUGAGAUCACCCUUGAGCUGGGCUGCACCAAGUUCCCCUGGGACUGGGAUCUGGAAGACUACUGGAAAGAGAACAAAGAUGCCCUUAUCUUCUACAUCCUGCAGAGUCACAUUGGAGUGAAGGGUCUCGUGAAGACAACCGAUGGAGUUCCUGUAAAGGAUGCUGCCAUCAAGACGACCAACAUGACAUCCGGAGAGUAUAUUGCUCAUGAUAUUCUCACAGCUGCUGAUGGUGAUUACUAUCGCCUGUUGAUUGACGGGUACUACCGUAUCACAGUUGUUGCCCCUGGCUACCACAAUGCCACCCGAUGUGUUCGAGUGAACAACAACUUGGAGGCCCAGCGUGGAGCUCAGCGAGUCGAUUUUGAGCUGGUUUCUAGUGACAAGCCACAGCCUUCCCAGGAGGAGUGUGAAGAGGUCAGGAUAGAGACAGUUGAAAAGGAGUACCCGCAGGAGCUUUGGGAACAGCUGUACCGCCUGCAGCUCAUCAAGAGACAACUGACUCCACAGGAAUGGGAACGCCUUGUUCGUCGCUUGAUAGCCGACCUUCAGAAGUAGAGGUCAAGGUCACCUGUCCUUGUGACCCACAUGUUGGUGUAGCUGAUGUUACCUUAAAAAAUUAACAAAUUGUGAAAAGGAUAACAGAAAAUGGAAGUAAUUACUUCACAAAAGGAAAUUAGGUCACAAAACUUACUCUUUAAACUUGAAAAUUCAGGAAUUUGUAAUUUUAAUUCUUCCAACUGUUUGUAUUUCUAUUGCUAUUUAGACUCAGCUGGAAACAUCAGUGCAAGGACAUAUAAUACAUAGAGCAUGCUGAUGACAGCAGCAGCAGAGUAACUUGGAUAAGUUUGUCAGGUAUUUCACAGUGAAAACCGGGCCAAAAAAUGGGGGAUAAUCUGACAUUAUUCUCAUUUGGAGAGUCCAUUGAAAUGAAAGAUUUGGACUGCAUAACAUGGAAUCUGACCCUGAAAAUAUCCUGUGACAUAUCCAAGCUAGUCUUCAGCCACAUUAUAUGAAGAGUAUAUUUUUGUCCUCAUGUUGUGAUAUAUGUGAUGUACUGUGCAGCAUUUACCCUGCUACCCUGCUCACCUGUGGAUCAGGGGCCACCUCAGACUAUUUCACAUUGGGAACAAUUCAGUGUCUCCAUGACAAGUAUUAGCAUGGGCAAAUUCAAAAUUCAAAUUCACUUAGGAACUGAAAAUAAAUUUAUAUCAAAGUUAAUCGGUGCACAGAAUAAAAGUGAUAGUUUGAGAUGGUCCCCUUAGGAAUACUUGUGCAAUAUAUAUAUAAUCCCUUUAUCUUUGUUGACUGUAUUCUGAUUAGCUCAGAUUUUAACAUUAACCUCCACACAACAUUAUUCAUGCAUUUUAUCAUGUUUGAAGAAAUCCUCCAUCGUGUUAUUGCUCUACAAUAUUUUACAAUGUUUUACAAUGUUUUGUUGAAGAUCAGGAAGGUCACAUGGAGGUCCAGCUGUUGAUGAGCUCGAAUCUGUGACAAUUAAGAUGUCAAUCUUUUAUUUCUCAAUAGAGAAUAAUGUGAUAUUGAAAUAUGUAUAUUGCCGACUACUUAAGUGAUAGUUAAGUAGUUAAGUUACUGUUCAGUGAUGUUAAUUGUUUGUGUUAUCAGUAGCUUGUAUAUUGGCUCUCUAAGUCUCAUCACUGCUCACAGUGUCCAGAUGGUACACUUCAUUCUCUACACAUGGCAUUUCUAAUUGCAUUUAUUACCUCAUUUAUUUCAUCUAAUGUGUUUAGACAAUUAUUGUUGUCUAAAAGUACAUUUUACUGGAAUAUGAACCUUUGUUUUCCUGAUAAAUAACAAUGAGAAUCCAUUCACAAAGUCAUAUUAUAGUUAUGUAUGUAAUUAACAUUCCGUAUGAUAUGGUGAAUUCCAUGCAUGGUUUCAGUAAAGACACACCAGACAUCUUCAUGCCCACUGCUGGCAAACCUCAUUACCUUAUUUAUGACGAUGGCAGCUUGAGGACAGGAAAUAUAUUCCUUGACCUGUGUUGAGUUGUACGUCAGUGGACCAGUGGACCAAAGAAUCCCAUUUGAUUGUAACUGUGAAGCUAGCUUGAUUUCAUUGGGUCUGCGGAAUAUUGAAGUCCGACUGUCACAUCAGAUUUAAAGCAUGAGUUUAUGGCACUGUGUUUUCUGCAAUACCUCUUUAAUCCACCUCCUUGGAUGCACAUUUAGGAAGUACUUGAUGUCGUUGUGUGUUAUGUGAAUGUACCACCUGAGACCACUUCUAAGUAAACAUCAAUGUUGGUAUUUUAAGCAUUGAUUACUAAAUUACAAUUUUCUAAUGCGGUCACAUUAAUUCACUGUGUAAAGUUGGAGCAUACAUCAAAGUUAUUCAUCAAAUCUGCAAGUAUGAUAUUAUCUCAUGAAUCAAAACACAUAUAUUACUUAAAAUUCAUUCCAGAUUUGAUCUAUUUCAGCACUUUUUUCCAGUUAAGAGUGUGAUUGUAAUUCUGGAUGACCAGUAAUGCAAUAAGCUUUACAUCCAGUGAAUCUGUUAUAUAUGGUUUUGCUCAUAUAUAUGCACAAGGAAGAUGAAUUAUUUUUUUUGCCCCAGUAUUGAUCUACACAGAUACAAAGGAACACAAUUUUCAAGCCCAGACCUUGCAGCAUAAUACUGAUUUAUGACAUCAGGAAAUCCUGUCUUUUGACAACUGCACUCGGCACUAUAGAGAAGUAUAUUGUGGAAUAAAGUCUUGCAAAAUUGUU
Molecule: messenger RNA, 3467 nt
Organism: Haliotis rubra (blacklip abalone)
Lineage: Eukaryota; Metazoa; Mollusca; Gastropoda; Lepetellida; Haliotidae
Product: carboxypeptidase E-like
Exons: 8
Coding region: 1-1299 (432 amino acids)
Biological process (GO): proteolysis
Molecular function (GO): zinc ion binding; metallocarboxypeptidase activity
Source: RefSeq, a predicted model, not a curated record